AUGUAUGGAGAGAAGUGCAAAGGUGACUCUCAGAAGACCACAGUGAUAUUCCUUGUUUGGGGCUGGGGAGGUACUCAACCAGCCCAAGUCAAGAGUGCUUCAGACCUUCUUAAGUUCCUCUUUUCCACUCGAAAGAUUUGGAGGCAGUUCUUGAACCACACUGUGGAACUCAAUUUGUCUCAUGAUCAGCCUCCCAGGAGGAGGGUGGGGAGGGAUGAAGCCGUCAUAGCCAUCUCUGCCCUCAGGAUUGGCUUCGCCAUUUCCCGGCAUCUGGCCCAGGACGGAGCCCACGUGGUGGUCAGCAGCCGGAAGCAGCAGAACGUGGACCAGGCACUGGCAGUGCUGCAGGGGGAGGGGCUGAGCAUGUCUGGCACCAUGUGCCAUGUGGGGAAGGCUGAGGACCGAGACCAGCUGGUGGCCACGGCCCUGAGACAUUCUGGGAAUGUUGACUUCCUGGUGUGUGUGGCAGGAGUCAAUCCCUACGUGGGAAGUACCUUGGGGAGCAGUGAGGAGGUCUGGGACAAGAUCUUGAAUGUCAAUGUGAAGGCCCCAGCCCUGCUGCUGAGCCAGCUGCUGCCCCACAUGGAGAACAGGGGGGGAAGCUCUGUGGUUCUGGUCUCCUCAAUUGGGGCAUACUUACCAGAAGCUAGGCUAGGGGCCUACAAUGUCAGUAAAGCAGCCAUUCUGGGACUCACCAAGACCCUGUCAUUGGAGCUGGCACCAAAGGAUAUCCGGGUGAACUGCCUAGUUCCAGGAGUAAUUGACACAGCCUUCAGCAAAGUGACGUUUGAAGAUCCAGACUUUUGGAACCAUUUGAAGGGAUGCCAUGGAAUACAGAGAGUGGGUCAGCCUGAGGACUGUUCGGGGCUGGUGUCCUUCCUCUGCUCUCCAGAUGCCAGCUACAUCACCGGUGAGAGCAUUGCGGUGGCUGGCUUCUCACCCCACCUCUGAAGGACAUGAGCUCAGAGCUCGGGCUGCCCCUCACUGUAGAAGCGCCCUGUGCCUCUGGGGCCACCAUGUUGGGACACCUCUAUAAAUGAUGAGCCUGUGCUUCAAAUACACGCUUCAAGUUCAACACAAUCAGAGUAUGAAACAAUAAAGAACAUCAGAAAAGAAA
Myotis davidii is the source of this 1117-nucleotide messenger RNA. Its product is annotated as dehydrogenase/reductase SDR family member 2, mitochondrial-like. The record is from RefSeq and is a predicted model, not a curated record. NCBI's taxonomy places the organism in Eukaryota, Metazoa, Chordata, Mammalia, Chiroptera, Vespertilionidae. Gene Ontology annotation, molecular function: carbonyl reductase (NADPH) activity. The coding region runs from base 1 to 951 and encodes 316 amino acids. The transcript has 9 exons.